AUGAAAGACUUACACCUCGUUGGGAAUAAGGCGAUAGGAAAACAAUUACGUCUGCUUAGGGGACAGGGGAAUACACUACUUGCCCCUGCUGACGACUCUUGUUGCGCUGAGAGGGUGAGUGCGGCAGAGAAGCCGCCGACGCGCGCAGCCCGCCCACGGCGUGUUGCUGCUGGAGCUGCGGCUGUUGCUGAAAAUAAUCCCCCAGUAUUUCUGCCCGGUGUUUCACCCGUUUGUCCAUCGGCAACAGAAACAGCAGCGACGUCACCUUCUACUGCUCGAGCACUUCUGACAUUGUCUGCCUCUCAUACAGCCCCCUCCUCCUUUCCCCCGCCCACCCCCCUCCCCUCUCUCGCGCCUUCACUCUCUGCAACAGCAGCCGCAGACACCAAAGAGCGGUACCUGCAGUUACUGCUGACCUCUCUGGUGCUUCUGAGGGAUGCCGUCGAGACACAGGAUACCCGGUACACGCUGCGCAUGCUGCGACGCUUCAAGCAGCUACGGCUUCAGCAGCAGCAGUGCCCCGUGGAGCUGCUGCAGGUUUGCUCCCUGCUCUUCUGGAAGCAGCAACAACUGGUGCAGCAACUGCAGGAAAGAGAGGCCAGCGGUAAUUGCAAGGCAAGGAGUAGCACAUCUAGCGGCAACUCGUACGCGCACUUAAGCCACCUGCCCCCCAACACGCUUGCUUUCUGGCAGAAGCUGCAGGAAGCUCUUGAGCUAAUUGUGAAGGAAAGGCAGAGCAAGGAGGCAGACAUGGAAACGGACGGCGUCCCUCAGCAGCAGAAACGGUGUCUAGAAGGUGAAGAGACAGCAGAAGAGACGGAUGCGGCAGCUGGAGGCGGCUGCAGCAAAGCGCUGCAAGCUUUUCGCGCGGCAUCUUUCCUCUGCUGUCUCCCGGAGGCAGAGGUGUUACUGUCGACUCUCGUGCUGCUGCUGCUGUUAGACCACCGUCCUCAGCAGCAGCAGCAGCAGCAGCAGCAGUGGGAACAGGCGUGGCAGUUCAGCUGCAUCCUCAUCGAGCGAGUGCAACAACAUGACAGGCGGUCACUUGACAGACUAGCUGCCAAGGCGUGGUUCUUCCAUAGCAGAUCUCUCGAGCUUUCAGGGCAAGCCUGCGAUUGCCGCGCGGAGUACCUUGCUGCCUACCGCACGGCGAGUGCUAGGCGAGACAUCAUGACGCAGGCCACCCUUCUGAACUUAUUGCUGCGGCUGUUUGUUUCCAACAAACAAUAUGACGUGGCUCUAAAACUGGUGCAGAAAACAGGCUUCCCGGAGGGCCUUCAGUCAAAUGCACAACAUGCGCGUUAUCUGUACUACCUGGGUCAAAUCCAGGCAGCUCGUUUGGAGUAUGGGGCAGCCUUCUCGCAUUUGCAGCUUGCCUUGCGCAAGGCUCCGCAGCAGUCAGCAGUAGCCAGGGGAUUUAGACUGGCGGCCCUCAAGAAAUGCAUCGUCGUUGAGCUGCUUAUGGGGGAUAUUCCUGAGCGUUCGCUCUUCAAUAAGCAAAACAUGCACGCAGAGCUUGUCCCCUACAGAGACAUCGUACUGGCCGUGCGAAGCGGUGAUCUGCAUGCGUUCGCUGCAGUGCUUCAGCAGCACGAGCAACGCUUUAGGCUAGACGACACGUACACUCUACUUCGCAGGCUGCAUCAGAACGUCAUUCGGGCCGGGCUGCGAAUAAUUUCCCUCUCCUACUCGAGAAUUUACUUCAAGGACAUCGCUUUAAAGCUGGGACUGGAUUCGCCUCAAGAGGCAGAGGCUGUGUCUGCCAAGGCUAUCUUGGAUAGAGUUAUUGACGCUACUAUAAACCAUGACAAACAGUUUCUUGAGUCUAAAGCAAGUGUUGACCUGUACGCCUCCAACGAGCCACAGAAGGCCUUCCACCGUCGCAUAACCUUUUGCCUGGAUCUGUACAAUGACGCUGUCAAGGCUAUGCAGUAUCCAGGCAGCUCGGAGCGCCAACAGACGGCGGAGGACGAUGAAAGGAAGCGAGCCAUGCAGGAGGAAAGAGCCAGAGCGGAGGAUGAUGACCUUGGGGACGAUAUGGACAUGAUCUAA
Messenger RNA from Cyclospora cayetanensis, 2052 nucleotides. RefSeq names its product probable 26S proteasome non-ATPase regulatory subunit 3. NCBI's taxonomy places the organism in Eukaryota, Apicomplexa, Conoidasida, Eucoccidiorida, Eimeriidae. The record is from RefSeq and is a predicted model, not a curated record. Gene Ontology annotation, molecular function: enzyme regulator activity. The coding region runs from base 1 to 2052 and encodes 683 amino acids. Gene Ontology annotation, biological process: ubiquitin-dependent protein catabolic process; regulation of protein catabolic process. Gene Ontology annotation, cellular component: proteasome regulatory particle, lid subcomplex; proteasome complex. The transcript is spliced from 14 exons.